Molecule: messenger RNA, 2517 nt
Organism: Penicillium arizonense
Lineage: Eukaryota; Fungi; Ascomycota; Eurotiomycetes; Eurotiales; Aspergillaceae
Exons: 5
Coding region: 1-2517 (838 amino acids)
Cellular component (GO): cytoplasm
Molecular function (GO): ornithine decarboxylase activity
Source: RefSeq, a predicted model, not a curated record
AUGGUCUACUACAUUCAAUUCCUGAAAACCCCAAGGGUUUCACCGAAGAAAGGCUCACUCUUUAUCUCCGCACUUAUUUGCAUCACCACGGACCUGGGAGACGAUUUCCUCGCUGAAGAUGUCGAAUUAAUCGUUUCCUCAAUUCACAAAUCCCCAGGAUUUGAACAGAAAGUGACAUGGAACGCCGGGAAUCGUGAACUGGCCAUUAAUUUGGGCCCCCUCCCGUCAGCUUUGGUCCAGCAGUCCAUGCAGCUGAGCAUCAAACUUCAGCCCGAGGUCACUGGGGAUAGAGCUCUAGUGCCAUUGGUUAUGGCUGCCACAAGUGCACCGUUUGGGCUCAAGUUGCCUGCAGAGAAAUUGGUUCUCAGGGACGGACCUCGCGAGGGUUUGAAUAUUUGGGAGGAAACUGGGAAUAGCAUUGCCCGACAUAUAUGGGAUGCGGGCCUCGCCUCAGUGAUAUACUUGCAGAGGGCACUGGAAGAUAUAAAAACAAGAGCUGGCAAACCAAAAUACAAACAUCUCGAGUCAAAAAUGCCUGCUUUAACACGGCUCUUAUCCACCGCCCGCAGCUCACCAAUUCAAGUGGUUGAGUUAGGGGCAGGGUGUGGGAUAGUAGGCAUUGCCUUGGCGAGCUUGCUACCCAACUGCUCAGUUUUACUCACGGACCUCCCCGAGGUCGAGUCGAUAAUAACACGGAACAUUGAAGAGGCUCAGACGGCACCCCAGUCGAGUGUUGAAUAUCAAAACCUCGACUGGGACAACCCCCCGGAUGACCUAUGCAACCGGCCCAUUGAGUUAAUCUUGGUUUCGGAUUGCACCUACAACGCAGAUAGCUUGCCCGCACUAGUCAAUGUGCUGGACCGAUUGGUUCGGACAUCCCCGGACGCAAUUAUCUUGGUGGCUCUGAAGAGACGACAUGACAGCGAAACAGUUUUCUUUGAUCUGAUGAGCUCUGCAGGGUUUACAGCUGUGCAGGACAGUUUACAGCUCCCCUCUCAACAUGAUCAGUCCUUUUUCCAGCUCGACCCUGCCUUUGGAACCCCCAAAGGCUAUCGGUCAUUACGGCUCCAGCCUCUCGUCAGCUUCUUAGCCAAAUUGUCUCCACUCGACGUCAACGCGACACUCUUAACAACAUUCCACCUCCUGCUUGCGGUUUCUAAGCUCUCGUCCGGUGCGCCUUUUUUCGUCCCGUUGACGUCCCACGAGAUUAUUCCCUCGUUCUCUGAGCUGCCGCAUAGGACUUCUUCGAAGGGUCCCAUCAGCAGUCAUGGAGAGGACAAUCUGUUGCAAUCUUCCUUGACCGCCAAGGAACUGGUUCUGGAUGUGUUGAAGAAGCGGGCCACUGAGGUGGAUGUGGACCACUGUGGUCCUGGUGAGGAGGAUGCUUUCUACGUGGCGGAUAUGGGGGAGGUUUACCGCCAGCAUAUGCGCUGGAAGAUGAAUUUGGGCCGUAUCAAGCCCUUCUAUGCUGUCAAGUGCAACCCGGACCCCGAGGUUCUGCGUCUCAUGGCCCAGCUUGGAAACGGUUUCGACUGUGCCUCCAAGUCGGAGAUCGAUCUGGCCCUUCAGACGGGCAUCGAUCCUAGCCGCAUCAUCUAUGCGCAGCCCUGCAAGACCAAGUCCUACUUGCGCUUUGCCUCCGAGGUCGGCGUUAAGCAGAUGACCUUUGACAAUGCCGACGAGCUUUACAAGAUCAAGGCCACCUUCCCCGAUGCGGAGCUGUACCUGCGUAUCCUGACCGAUGACUCGACCAGCCUGUGCCGGUUGAGUAUGAAGUUUGGAGCCUCCAUGGAUAUGGCUCGUCCGCUGCUCGAACUGGCUUACGAGCUGGAACUCAAUGUCGUCGGUGUGAGCUUCCACGUCGGUUCCGGCGCCGAAGAUCCCUCGGCGUUCCUCAAGGCUGUUCAGGAUGCGCGCGUGGUCUUUGACCAGGCCGCAGAAGUGGGCCACGAGCUUCACACCUUGGAUGUUGGUGGUGGAUUCUGCCAGGACAGCUUUGAGAAAUUCGCGGGCAUUCUAGGUGAAGCCGUGGACGCUUGCUUCCCGCCGCACAUCCGUGUCAUUGCCGAGCCUGGCCGUUACUAUGUGGCCACCGCGUAUACCCUGGCCGCCAAUGUCAUCGCGCGGCGAGACAUUCCGGACCCCACGGACCCCUCGCGCGACGCAUACAUGUUGUACCUCAACGACGGUGUCUAUGGCAACUUCUCGAACAUCAUCUUCGAUCACCAGCACCCGAUCGCCCAGGUCCUCACCUGCGCCUCAGAGCCCGGCACUCCGAACUCUGCGACUUCGGAGAAGAUCACUUACUCCAUCUGGGGCCCGACCUGUGACGGCAUUGAUGUCAUCAGCGAGAAGAUCGAGCUUCCUGGCCUGCUCAACACUGGUGACUGGCUCUAUUUCGAGGAUAUGGGCGCCUACACCAAGUGCAGUGCUACUCGCUUCAACGGAUUCUCCGACAACCAUGAGGUGAUUUACAUCUCGAGCGAGACUGGCGCUUCGGCCCUGCUCAACUACUAG